Molecule: messenger RNA, 585 nt
Organism: Solanum verrucosum
Lineage: Eukaryota; Viridiplantae; Streptophyta; Magnoliopsida; Solanales; Solanaceae
Exons: 1
Coding region: 1-585 (194 amino acids)
Source: RefSeq, a predicted model, not a curated record
AUGAAAUUGAUAAUCUCAAGGAACAAUUACACAAGGCUCAAGUUUGAAGAAUCCAUUCUCAGCCAAAAGGAUAAUAUUAGAUGGCUUGAAGAAGGAGAUGCUAAUACCAAAUAUUUUCAUGCAAUUAUCAAUGAGAAAAAAAAGGAGACUGAAUAUUCAGAGGAUUCAAAACAGGAAGGGCAAUGGAUUAAUGGUGAUGAUGAUAUCUCUACAGAGGUUGUUAAUCACUUUACUCAACUAUUUCAAGAAGAUGGUGAACCUGAGCUUCAGUAUAUUGAUUGUUUUGAUCAAAGUAUUAAUCAACAUGACAAUAUUAUGUUAUGUGCCAUGCCGCAAGAACUUGAGAUCCGAGAAGCAGUGUUUGCUCUUAGCCCUAACUGUGCACCUGGCCCCGAUGGGUUCAGGGAUUCUUUUUAUCUAAACUGUUGGGACAUUAUCAAGGAGGACCUAAUAAAUGUUAUUCAAGAUUUUUUUAAUGGGGCAAAUCUUACCAAAUUUUAUACAAGCAUCUGCCUAAUUCUUCUGCCAAAAGUGGAAAGUCCUUCAUCUUUUUGUGAUAUGAGACCUAUAAGCCUUAGUAGCUGA